AUAGGCUUAGGGUUUUCUCAACGCGGGAAGUUGAAAUAUUCGAGCAAUCUUUUAUUAUAUUAAUCAUUAAGUAAUAUCCGAAAGGCUUAUAGUGCAUUUAGGAAUAUAUUUAAAAGAAUCCUGAGAUUCCACAGCAGUAGAAACACCGGUGCAGAUGUGAGUCGGACUCCAGGAUGAGUAAAUCAGCAUGGAGGCUAAAGCUAACCAGCUAAUUACGUCAUUAUUGUGCAGUAUGGCAACUUGCUCACCAUAAAGUGUGUUUAAUAAACCAUCUGUGAAAGCAUUAAUCUGACCGCUACAGGCUCUAUAAUUCAGGACGAUAAUAAACACAGCUACACAUGGAACACUGUAAUGAAAGAGAAGACAAAAAGCACACAGCCAGCAUGUCUUUUGGACAGAAGUUGAAGACAGAAAUGAUGAUGAUGAUGAUGUUUCAGUCCCACUACACUGCUGAGGAGUACCAGGCCAUUCAGAAUGCUCUUCGACAGAUGCUUGGACCUGAGUACAUUAGCACUCGGCAGGCAGGAGGAGGACAAAAGGUGUGUUACAUUGAGGGUCACAAGGUCAUUAGUCUGGCAAAUGAAAUGUUUGGCUACAAUGGCUGGUCUCACUCAAUUUCUCAACAAAAUGUUGAUUUUGUGGACCUGAUUAACGGGAAAUUUUACGUUGGAGUCAGUGCAUUUGUGAAAGUUCAGUUAAAGGAUGGCUCAUUCCAUGAAGAUGUGGGCUAUGGAGUCAGUGAGGGUCUCAAAUCCAAGGCGCUGUCUCUGGAGAAGGCGAGAAAAGAGGCUGUUACAGAUGGGCUGAAACGAGCACUGAAGUGCUUUGGAAACGCUCUUGGAAACUGCAUCCUUAACAAGGAGUAUCUGACAGCAGUCAACAAGAUUCCCAAGCAGCCCCGUUCACCUUUCAACCCACACAAGACGAAGCGCAGUGAUCAUGAGCCGGCAGUGGAGAAAGCUCGCUACAACAGCCUGUCCUGUACUGACUCUAGGGCUUUCAGUAAUCCAGAUGAAGCAGUACAGGCUGGAGUCCAGCCAGUGCUACAGAACACUGAGAGCUCGAGGAACCCAAUCCCAAGUAUCACAUCGCAUUCAGUCAACACUUUGGCUCAACAGGACUAUGAAAACAGGUCUACUAACAUGUCCAGAUCAUCAGUGGACAUGGCCGACUUGUCCUCCUUUGACCCUGCUCUGAACUCUAAGCAGCAGAGGAAGCUGAGGCAGCAGCAGCUGCAGCAGAAAUUCAGACAGGAGAUGGAGGCCAAGAAGGUGCAGCAGGGGAGAAUGCAACCAAAGUCUGAACUCACAGAGUCUCAUCCUAACACGGGUCAGGCUUUGGGUCCCAUUAACCACAGCACACCUUCUGGACAUGAAAUGCUGGUCAAGAAGGAGGAAUGUAUGACUGAUGACCCAGGGUUGUGGGAUUUUACUCUGGAUGGCAUCGAAAUGCUCGAUGAUCCAUCAAGAGAAUCGUCAGGGAUACCUCGUUCUGUUACACCGAGUGAACACGCGAUGUCGACGCGCAGUAAAACUCCUCAAAGAUCCACUUCACAAAGACCACCACUUCAGCCCCAUGACCAUCAGGGGCAAGGAGGAGCCAUGAACUACAGACACAAUAAUUCAGCAGCCCAGAAUGCAGCCAGAGGAACAGGUCUGCAGAGCCCAUACCGACAAGGACAUUACCUGAAGAAAAGGAAGCUCGAGCCUUGAACUUAUUAUAAACUUAUGACAUUUUGUUUGUUUGAAUUUAAUUUAUUGCAUGUUUUUUUUUUAUUUGUACAGAAUUGUUAAUAAAUAUAACAUUGUUCAAAAA
Messenger RNA from Neoarius graeffei (lesser salmon catfish), 1815 nucleotides. It is a transcript of the gene rad52, whose product is annotated as RAD52 homolog, DNA repair protein. The record is from RefSeq and is a predicted model, not a curated record. Bases 339 to 1712 code for a protein of 457 amino acids. The transcript has 11 exons. Gene Ontology annotation, biological process: double-strand break repair via single-strand annealing; mitotic recombination; DNA recombinase assembly. NCBI's taxonomy places the organism in Eukaryota, Metazoa, Chordata, Actinopteri, Siluriformes, Ariidae. Gene Ontology annotation, cellular component: nucleus.